AUGGUGGCAGCCCGUGCAGAUGGCAGAGUUGUUUGGAUAAAUGGUGAUUUUCUUCCUAGCUCGCUUCCCACCUGCUCUUUGGGCUUCGACUCGCUGCUGCGGCCGCUCCCUGCUCCUCCCAGGAGCCGAUCUGUAUGUGUGACGGCAGGAUGGGGCGCAGACCCCGAGGGGAGGCCUGAGAUCGCAAGGGGCUCCCCUUCCCAGAGCGGAGGCGGGGACAGAAGGCGGGUGAAGGGAGCGGGCGGGCUGGGCGCGCGGGGUGGCAAGGGGCUCUCCGCGCGCCUCCCCGGUCGCGGCGCCGGGACGGAUGCGGCGUCCGCCGGGCGCUCACUACAACAAGAGGCAGCCGGGGACCGCGGCCGCGGCAGGAGCUGCCCCGGGAGCCGGCGGACGGGCCCGCACGCCUGUCCGAGAGCCGUCAGUGUCCGCGAGCUGACCAAGGUCCCCGGCACUGCUUGCGGGGCGCGGAGAGCUGCCCGAGCCGCGGUCGGUGAUUAG
Rangifer tarandus platyrhynchus (Svalbard reindeer) is the source of this 498-nucleotide messenger RNA. The record is from the annotation of a GenBank genome assembly. Lineage: Eukaryota; Metazoa; Chordata; Mammalia; Artiodactyla; Cervidae.